AUGACUUCCCACAUGCCUUUCGAUAUCCUGAAGCCCUUGGCUUUAUUCAGCUCCCAGCCCCAGUCCCAACAAUACAUCAAAUCAGCCAGAAACCUCGAAGCGCAAAGCACUCCCACCCAGACCAGUACAGAGACAGAAACAGAGGUAGAAGCAGAAGCAGAAGCAGAAGCAGAAGCAGAAGCAGAAGCAGAAGCAGAAGACCCGGCCAAAAGCACCGCCAAAAUCGAAACAACAUUCGGCCUAAUAUUGAAACUCACAAACGGGCCCGAAAUCGAGAAAUCAGUCGAAAUAAGCACUUCCACACACUCAGAUCCACCCACCACCACACCCACCAGCCGGCCCAGACACUACCGGAUUGCCAGCGAGUACGGAACGUACUUUCUCUGGCGCAACGACGAUAUAAUCGAAGAAGAAGGAGAAGAGUCUUUCGUGGACGUAGAUGAGAUAUUCAACUCCUUCCCCAAACUCGUUGAAGAGCGGUAUCUCGCCUGGAUCGAUUGCUAUCAUGACUACUUCGAACGAGACUACCACGCCCCUCUAUUUCAGAAUAAACAAGAGGCCAUUGCGUGGUUUGUGGCUGGUUAUCUGCUCGCGUGGAGAAUUGUUCUUUCGCCUGAUGUAGGUAGUGUUGAGUGGUUGGUUGGGCCGGGGGAGUACUUUUUGGAAAAGGGGAAUGAGACUUGCGUCACGUUGCAGUUUUUGAGGGAUUUGAUGCGUUAUUUGGAAGAUGAACGACUUGCUGAGUAG
This is a messenger RNA of Penicillium manginii, 747 nucleotides long. RefSeq lists its product as uncharacterized. Lineage: Eukaryota; Fungi; Ascomycota; Eurotiomycetes; Eurotiales; Aspergillaceae. The record is from RefSeq and is a predicted model, not a curated record. The transcript has a single exon. Bases 1 to 747 code for a protein of 248 amino acids.